Messenger RNA from Prunus armeniaca (apricot), 165 nucleotides. NCBI's taxonomy places the organism in Eukaryota, Viridiplantae, Streptophyta, Magnoliopsida, Rosales, Rosaceae. The record is from the annotation of a GenBank genome assembly.
AUGAUUUCAUGUUAUUGUGGCGUAUGCUGGAUCUGCUCUAACUUCCCUUUGUUUUGUGCAGUGGCUGGUGGGAGGGCAAUGACUGAAGCGACGAGGAGAAGGCUCGAGUCGCAGGUGAUAAAGUUAAGACAGCAAGAGAUCACAUUUGAUGCAAUCCAUGCUUGA